Messenger RNA from Lates calcarifer (barramundi perch), 982 nucleotides. RefSeq names its product magnesium transporter NIPA4-like. The record is from RefSeq and is a predicted model, not a curated record. Gene Ontology annotation, biological process: magnesium ion transport. NCBI's taxonomy places the organism in Eukaryota, Metazoa, Chordata, Actinopteri, Centropomidae. Gene Ontology annotation, cellular component: membrane. Gene Ontology annotation, molecular function: magnesium ion transmembrane transporter activity.
CGGGGUCAGGUGUCUCUUCACCUCCGGUGUGCUCAGUCUGUUCUCACCUGUUGGUUUCGGGGAAAGAGAGCGUCGGUUCAAUGCGCGGAGCUGGAUUAUUGUCACCGAACCCGCUGUGUGUUUCCUCCCCCGGUCCUCAUGUCCCAGGAUAAAGUGUUGUAGACCUGUUCAGACCGCUUCAGGACGGCUGUUGUUUAACUUCCCGGUGUGUCGCCUCACCGAAGCGACACGAUGCGGGAUGUUCACCUGAACAAUGAGACGUGCAGUAACGGGUCUGUGGUCAGGUUGUGGUGCGGCUUCCAGUCUGCAGUGUGUGUGGUCACUGGAGAUCAAACACUGGCCCACACACACCUGAAUGCCAGCGUUCUAUCGACAGAUGUAAACACAACCUACAACCUGUGGCUGGGCCUGACUCUGGCCCUGCUGUCCGCCUUCCUGAUUGGUGGGAGCGUCAUUCUCAAGAAGAAAGCUCUGCUCCGAUUGGCCAACACCGGUCACACCAGAGCAGGUGAUGGAGGUCAUGGCUACCUGAAGGACUGGCUGUGGUGGGGAGGCCUGUUAACCAUGGGAGCUGGAGAGGUCUGCAACUUUGUUGCCUACAUGUUUGCUCCAGCAACGCUGGUGACGCCGCUGGGUGCUUUGAGUGUCCUCAUCAGUGCAGUUCUGUCCUCCUACCUGUUGGGGGAGGUGUUGAACGUGGUGGGGAAGCUCGGCUGUCUGCUGUGUGUGCUGGGAAGCAUCCUGCUGGUCAUCCACGCCCCAGAGGAACAGGAAGUGACCUCACUGCAGGAAAUGACCAACAAGCUGCUGGAGCCUGGUUUCCUGGCUGUACGUGUAUCGGCCGUAUUGGUGCUGGCGGCGCUUGUGUUGUACUUCUCCCCUCGGUUCGGUCGAUCCAACAUCCUCGUCUACAUCAGCAUCUGCUCGCUGCUCGGCUUCACCGUCUCAUCCGUGAAGGGCCUCGCCAUCGCCAUCAACACCG